This is a messenger RNA of Sphenostylis stenocarpa, 1932 nucleotides long. Lineage: Eukaryota; Viridiplantae; Streptophyta; Magnoliopsida; Fabales; Fabaceae. The record is from the annotation of a GenBank genome assembly.
AUGGUUCCAUCUGAUGUGUGUCCCACUGAGGAUGCAGUUAAGUCAUUCAUAGAGCACUUGGUUGAUCCAUUGCUGCCGGCAAAGUCAUCUGUCCAGGAUAAUCCGUCACUGUUUCAACAGAAGUUAGUUGCGAAACAGGUGCGUUCAGCUGUCUUACUUUACAAUUACUACCACAGGAAACAGCAUCCAGAACUAGAAUAUCUGCCAUUAAAUGAAUUUUGCAAGUUGGUUGUGGUUUUGAGGCCAGCUUUAUUGGCAUAUAUGCAAUUCAUGCAAAAUUCAGACGAAGAAGAGCUAAUUGAUGUGGAGAAGCAGCUAUCAUUGACAGAAAAGAUGAUUAUGGAAGCAUGUGAUGUUUGUAAAUGUUUAGAUGCAUCAAAGAAUGUUCCUAAUAUAGAGGGAUGGCCCAUUACAAAAGUAGCUAUCCUUUUAAUUGACAAUAAGAAGGAGAACUGCCUUUUGCAGUUUAGUUCCAUUACCAGUGGGGUAUGGUCUCUUGUUGAAAAAUGUCUGGACACCUCCAGCCAAAGUUCUCUGGUUGCAAAAGGUCUGGAUAGCUCCAAUCAAAGUUAUGAAGUUACAUCAGAAACAAAACAAUACAAAAAGAAAAGAGUCCUUAAAAAGUCUACAAAAGAUGGAUUUAAAGUCAGUGAAGAUGUGUAUCUGCAAGUUGGGUAUUUUUCUAUAAAGGAAGUCACAGGUAUCAAUAAUACUGAUAUUUUGCUUUUGGAAAGUGACACUGUCUAUUCUGAGAGCAAAGAGAAGCAAGCUUCUCGGUUUUAUAUAAUGCAGUGUUCCCGGCAAAUCAAUGAAGAAGUUAUUCAAAUUCCUAUCCAAGAUCUAAUUAAAAGCUUGCAGGGUCCUUUGGUUACUAAGAAUUCUAGAAGUUGGAUGAUCACUCCAGUAAUCGACUACUUCCAUGUGCUUCCAUACCAUGAAGUAAUCUUAAAGUGGAUAUCCAGAGAAGAAUUCUCAAAUAGUUUGCAAGAUUCAAGGGUAACAGAGAAAAAUAUAACAGUGGACACCCGUGAAGUAGCAGAGUUUUAUGUAAAUAAGGACACAUUUAUUGCUGUUAAUAGUAAGCCAAACGAUGAUAAUAUUGAUUCACCGAAACGGAAAGAUAACAGAAGUUGCACACCAUCAUUAUCUGAUUCUAUAUAUGAGCCCAUGGAAAUGAGCGUGAAUGAAAAUUCGAAUUUAAAAUCUCAGGACAAAGAAAAAAUCCAGCAUAUUAUUGGCAAGAGUGUACAAAUUGGUGAAGAUCAAGAAAAAAACAAUCCGUCUCCAAAGUUUAAUUAUGAUGGCUCUGCAAGUGCUGUUAAGGCUUUAGAUGUUGCUCCAACAACUAUGCUCAUUACUGAAGGUGGAAUCAACAAUCUUUCUUCCUUACACAAUAUUUUUGCCAAUAGGCCCAAUACCUCAUCUGAAAAAGGCACAGUAGAUGGCUGUACUCAGAUUGCAAAUCAUUCUAACUCAGAUCUAGAGAAGCUCAAAAUUCUUUCAGAUUUGAUGACUCAAACUGCCCUAGCUGCUUUGAUACGAAAGAGGAAUGAAUUGGCCCUUCAGCAGCGCAGGAUAGAGGACGAGAUUGCUGUUUGUGAUAAAAAUAUUCAGAGAAUGUUAAGUGAUGGGGAAGACGACUUUAAGUUAAAGAUUGAAUCAAUUAUAGAAGGCUGCAACGGUACAUGGCUAAGUAAUCAAGAGAGGGUGUUUGGACAACAAAGCUUACCUCUUAAGAGGAAAAAAUUGUCAGAGGCUGUCUUUUUCACACAAAGUCCAUCCCAGGCAACUGGAUUCAAAGCUAAGGUAACUGUUAAAGGAGUGGAGUUUCAGUGUUCAUUUGAAGGGAUAGUGGGUUCCAAUCCUCCUGAAGCAAGGGAAUCAGCUGCAGUUCUGAUGUUGAGUAACUUAAGAAGCGCAUUGAUGGAUUAA